CAGGAGGGCCGCCCACACACGUACCACGAGAGUCCCCCCCCUCUCCUCCGCGGCCGCGUGACGUCACGGAGCCGCGUUGGUGUCGCCCGGGCCCCAUGGUCCGCGGGGAGGGGGAGAGAGAGGCGGUAUCGUCGCGGCCCCCGCCGGCGGCGAGCUCCAGUACCCGCGUCGACGGCGAUCGCGGAAGCCGCGGUUUUCGGAGGAUCCUCUCCCGGCGCGCGUCUCGCCCUCCCCGGCAUGGCCCGGCGAAGAAGAAGAAGCCUUCCUUGUCCGCCUCGCGAAGACGACGACAGCCCCGAAGCCCGCCAUGCUCGCGAUGAGACGGCCGCCGCCGCCGCCGCCGCCGCCGUCCGAGCAGGCGGCCAGUGACCGCCGCCGGCGGGGCGACGACCGCUGCGACGAAGACGACGACGACGACGACAACGACGGGGAUGAGCGGCGGCGGCUCGCGGCGGCCCGCGACUCCGACCCGGACGAGUUCGUGGACAUCCUCCAGGUGCAGCAGCUGCUGCUGGGGUCCUCCGCGUCGGCCGACGGCGACCAGAGGGGCCGCGUGAUCCUCGAGGGCUUCCCGCACCACUUGCACCACCAGCAGCACCAGCAGCCGCCCGCGGCGCCCUUCUACCUCGGCGGCUAUGCGCAGCACCAGCAGCCGGCCAGCGUCGAGGACCUGUUCGCCCUGUGGCUGGGAGCCUCUUCGACCCCUGCAGGCCCGCCGGCGCAGCCCCCCGCCGCCGCCGCCGCCGCCGCCCAGCAGGCGACCAUGAUCAUGGACGGCGGAGUGGACGCGCUGCCGCCCCCGCACCACCACCACCACCACCACCACCACCUGCACCACUCCGCGGCCUUCUUGCUGUCCGAGUCGGUGGCCGCCGCCGCCGCCGCAGCCGCCGCCGCAGCAGCCGCGCACCACUUCAACGUGCUCAGCUUCGACACGCUCUGCAAGGAGGCGGGGGGCGGCCAGGGCGGCGCCAGCCCCGCCGCCGGCUCGGGGGCCGGGGAGGCGGUCGGCGAAGAGGCGCCCGCGCAGCCGGGGGACCUCAACACGCCCGUCACCACCUCCGGGGACAUCCCUUCCUUCUUCGGGCCGUCCACCGUCGUAGAGCCCCCUCCCAUCACAGGAUCCUUGGCGCCGGAGGAGCUGUCUCUGGACCCGGCGGCCAGCCCCGCCGCCGCCGCCCCCGAGGACCCGGGGGCGGGCAGCAACUCCCAGCCCGCCGCCAGCCUGUGCAGCAGUCCUGGAGCCGCAGAGGAGGACUCGAGCAACACCAGCAGCGUCAUGUACCCGUCCCACCACCACCCGCACCACCACCACCACCACCACCACCACCCCCACCACGCGGGCGCCGGCGAGAAGAUCAGCUACCACGGCGUGUUCACGGCGUCGGGCUCCAGCCCCAGGUCGUCGGCGCCGCUGCCCGGCUCGCCGAGCCACUGGCUGCUGCCCGACAAGUCGCUGUUCCCUCCGGUGUUCGGCCAGCAGCAGUCGCCGCACCAGCAGUACGCGUCGACGGCGGUCGACAGCCCGCAGUACGACGACCCUCUGGGGCUGGCCAUCGACAACCUGCCGCUCAAGGCCGCGCCCGGCUACCCCAGCUGCGACGUGCAGCAGCACGACGCGGCGUACGGCGGCCGCGGGCUGGUCGCGCCGGCGCCCAAGUACACGUGGAUCGACUCGCAGGGGGUGCCGGACUACGGAGCCGCGUCCCAGGGGGGCUCGUCGUCGGGCACCCUCACGCUGGCGGGGCCCUCCGGGGUCGUGCCCAAGCAGGAGCCGCAGUUCGCCGACUCCCGGCAGCAGCAGCAGCAGCAGCAGCAGCAGGCGGCGCAGGGCUUCCCGUCGCCCGUGCAGCUCGCCGAGUACAACCCGUCGACGAGCAAGGGCCACGAGAUCUUGUCCCAGGUGUACCAGCAGUCGCCGGUGCCCUUGAAGCUGGUGCCGGUGAAGCCGCGCAAGUACCCGAACCGCCCCAGCAAGACGCCCGUGCACGAGCGGCCCUACGCCUGCCCCGUCGAGAACUGCGACCGCAGGUUCUCGCGCUCGGACGAGCUCACCAGGCACAUCCGCAUCCACACGGGCCAGAAGCCGUUCCAGUGCCGCAUCUGCAUGCGCAGCUUCUCGCGCUCCGACCACCUCACCACGCACAUCCGCACGCACACGGGCGAGAAGCCCUUCUCGUGCGACGCGUGCGGCCGCAAGUUCGCGCGCUCCGACGAGAAGAAGCGCCACGCCAAGGUGCACCUCAAGCAGCGCCUCAAGAAGGAGGGCAAGGCGUCGCAGCAGCAGCAGCAGCUGCAGCUGCAGCAGCAGCAGCAGAUGCACCACAUGCACCAGGGGGCGGGGCUCCAGCACACCGUCACGUCGGACGACGCCCUCGGCAUGCCCGUCGUCACGACGUCGCUGUGAGGCCUCCCCCCCCACUCCCCUCUCGAACCCUCCCCUUCGAACCCUCCCACGCCACGCUCUCCUCUCAAGCUGUGAUUUCUCUUCGACUCGACGAAAAAAAAAUAUAUAUAUUAAGAAAAUAGAAAUGAAAACGAACCGCUUAAACCGCAUUAACGACCGUUUUUUUUGACUAUGAAACUCUUCGCACGAAAUUUGGCGACACGAAACAUUCUACCUGUGUAUAUGUAUUAUUACUUUUUUAGUUCGUUGUUCACCGCACUCUCUCAUCCCUUCAGUAUUUUUUUUUUUUUUUUUUUUUAACGUUUCCCCUUCCCCUCAAAAAUAUAUCUUACCACAUUUUCCAUAUCUUUCAGAAACCCUUGUCGCCCUAUGCGUUGAAUACCAUUGUGUUGUGUAAAAUACUAAGUAAUAAGUUAUUAUCGUUGUGCGUUCAGAUUCUUUUCAUUGUCAGCUUUUUCGUGGGGGAUAAAAUAGAAGAGAUAAGUGACUCUUUUGUGUUUGUGUUCUUGAAGAAAAUUAUUGCCAGUCAUUUGAGUAGGUGAAUGUACGAACAGUUUGCAUUUUUAUUUUUGGAACCAAGGACUGGGAAGAGGACAUUUCUUUCGUUCUGUGUUUUGUGUUGCCAAAAUAAAGUAAACGAAAAAUAUAUAUAUGUGUAUAUAAAAUACUGCAGCUCUCUGCCAUUUCCCAUGAUGCACCAGGUGCAUAAGAUGGAUCUUGGCGCAAUUUUUUUUCUCAAAGAGAAAAUAAUCCUAUUUUUAUACAAGUUUUUGUUUUGUUUGAAAAAAAUUAAUCGGGUCCCACUUGUUUUUGACACAGCGUGUUGAGUAACGACUGUUUGUGUUGGAUUUUUUUUUCUAUCAGGCCGAUUAGAUAAGGCUUAACGUAGCAAAGAAUCACAAAAUAACAAAUGGCUUUAAUUAAUUGAAUAAGGAAAUGCUAUGUGUAUUUACAUUUUGUAACUCAUAUGUACCCAAAGAAUGAGGAUGGAGGAUUGUAAAAACACGUCCCUUUUCUUGGGAAUUAUUUUAGCAAAGUUUGGACUAGAAUGUUCUAUUUACUUUUAUUUAAUUAUUUUACUUUUUUUAAAAAUUUUGGGACUUUAUUUGAAGCGUUGUGAAAUAUAUCACUGAGCUAACUCAAGUGGUUAGGACAAGUUUCCUGUCUAAUAAGUAUGAUUGAAAAGCAAAUACCAAAUGAAUAGAUCUCAUUAAGUUUUUUCAUCCAACAUCCUCAUAAUCUUAGGGUGAGAAAUGUUGCCAAAUAACAUUUUUUUUUAAUUACACAAACAUUCCGUAAAUUAGGAUUUUCACGAUUAGAAUGUCUCCGUUGUUUCUUAAGAACGUAGGUAAUAAGCGGCGGAUUUUUUAACAUUUUAUCUAGCAUGAAAUUCAAUCGUUAAUUUUUUUUAAAAAAAUGAGCCUUAGGCAGAGUUUUGUUUUUUGCAUUAGAACUAGGUGAGCACGCACACAACAUUGUUAUAUCGAUUGAAAGGUAAUAAAAAUAUUUAGAUGACAGUCUUUUUACUCCCUAAAAGCAGAGUUAGCUGCCACGUGAAAAAAAAAAAUCUUCUGUCUGCAGAAGCUUGCCUUAGUAAGUGAGUGAUAUCGAGCGGUGAGUAGUGAAGUUCAGGGCAGUGUCUUUAGCAAAUAUUUUUUUUCCUGAAAAAAAAAUAAAGUUUUUUUUGUACUCUUUAAAUGCAACAGCGCGUGUGUGGCGCGAUGGAUUUCUAUUGGUCGGCUCACAGACAGAUGGGAGUCAUGCAUACACGCAGACAGGCCAGAAACAAAUGCAGGCACAUCUAAACAGAAAAUUCUUAUAGCAAGGUAGUCUCCGGAGAUUUCUAGAUAGGAAUUAUCAAAAAAAACUCUCCAUGAUGAUAGCGUUCAGAAUUUUAGUUCAAAUCACGGCUUGAAUCAAUUCAAUUUAUUUUCAUUAAAUAUGUUAUGUUUCGUAAGAUAAACAGCGAACGACAAGUUGUCUUUACCUGGAAGAUCAUUUCCCCAGGGGAUAGUUUCACUGUCAACUCGAUUUUAAACGCUCCAUCAAAAUAUUCUCCCCGGAUUGGUCUGAUAUCAACGUGACGCACAAAAUUACCGACCCUUAAAUUAUUCCGAAAUUUUAAUUUUAACCUAACUUCAAUGAAGACCAACUGCAUUUUUUUUUUGCAGGUUAUUAAAAAUCGGCUCAGGACAUAAGCAUGCGCGUUGCAAUGAGAUAAACAAAAAAAUAAACGUAACGGUGCUAAAAAUGCUGGCUGCAUUUUGCUUUAAGUUGUCGGCACGUGAUGCCGGGUUCAUUAGGCCCUGCGUUGAAAAAAAUCGCGUCACACGAAGCGCCUUAGAUCACUGUUGCUCUGUGGAGACAACCACGAAUAAAAAUCAAGCGUACAAAUGUCAGGCCUAAACGCCAUAAUAGCCAAAUGUAAAAGGUUUUUUUUAAAAAGUGAGUAAAAUAAAAAAAAUUAUGGAACUGUAAAUAGACUAAAAAUGCUACAAAAUGUUGUAUGUAUAUAUUAUAUAUAAUUAUAAAGUAUUAUAAACUAUAUUAUUGUUGAAUCACCCAGACCGCUGUUAUGACUUCCAAAAUGUUGGAUAUUGUUGUUCUAUUUGUAAUACUGCUGGUUGGCCGCCCCUUUCUCGUUGUUAAGUGGAAAAAAAAUUAUUGUAUGAAUAAAUUUUUUAACGAAACAAAGUCCUUUCGCCUGUUUGUGAUACUAUUUAUUUUUUUCUUCUGUAGUUGAAGUAGGCUAUAUUGUAAAUUGUUUGAUUUUUUUUAAAAAAAAAAAACUGUAGUCAGUUCACUAGAGUAGGAAGGAUUUCUCUCCAAAGUUGGCACUCAUUAUUAUAAAAACUUUUGCAAGUGAUCAAGCAGAUUGGAAUAUUUUUAUUGUUUUAAUUUUAGCAUCUCCAUUACAAUUCUGGCAUGUUUUGUAGCCUACGUAUCCUCCGUUUUUUUAAAUUCUGCUAUAAUUUCAGAAAGUAUCCUUGUUAUAUGUCCAUGAAAAGAAAUGUUCAAAAUCGGUGUUCCAAUUUGUGUGUGCCCGCUAAACAAAAAAUAUAUAUCUGCGGCUUCUGAAGCUCGCUGACUCGUUCAAAAGGCAAUUUGUUAAAACUAACUUGCCGUUUGAAAGUCAGCCACAAACACGUGAGGCUGUAUCUAUCAAUGUGAUAUUUGGACAUAAACGUUGAAAUAAAAUAUUAUAAAAUGAAUUGUAAUUACUAUAAAUAGUAAAAUGACUCUCAAAAAUA
Bacillus rossius redtenbacheri is the source of this 5658-nucleotide messenger RNA. It is a transcript of the gene sr, whose product is annotated as early growth response protein 1. The record is from RefSeq and is a predicted model, not a curated record. Gene Ontology annotation, molecular function: RNA polymerase II cis-regulatory region sequence-specific DNA binding; DNA-binding transcription factor activity, RNA polymerase II-specific. Bases 308 to 2407 code for a protein of 699 amino acids. Gene Ontology annotation, biological process: regulation of transcription by RNA polymerase II. NCBI's taxonomy places the organism in Eukaryota, Metazoa, Arthropoda, Insecta, Phasmatodea, Bacillidae. The transcript has 3 exons.